CCCGCCUCCCGGCCAGGGGCGGAGCCCACCCCGCCGACCCCGCCCAAGCCUGCGUCAGCCUGUUAUCCAGUCGCCGCUCACUUCCAGGCGGGAAGCCGUAAGAGAAGUCUCAGAAGGGACGUGGCUGGCGCCUUUCUCUGCGUUGCAAGCCGCGCCAUGCUCGCCCUCCGGAGCGGCCUAACUAGGGCGCUGGCUGCGCGGAUGCUCGCGCCCCAGGUGUACUCAUCUUUUGCUACAGGCCCCAGACAAUAUGAUGGGACAUUCUAUGAAUUUCGUACCUAUUAUCUUAAACCCUCAAAGAUGAAUGAGUUCCUGGAAAAUUUUAAGAAAAAUAUUCAUCUUCGGACAGCUCACUCUGAAUUGAUUGGAUAUUGGAGUGUAGAAUUUGGAGGCAGAGUGAAUAAAGUGUUUCAUAUUUGGAAGUAUGAUAAUUUUGCUCAUCGAACUAAAGUUCGGCAAGCCUUGGCCAAAGAUAAGGAAUGGCAAGAACGAUUCCUUAUUCCAAAUUUGGCUCUCAUUGAUAAACAAGAGAGUGAGAUUACUUAUCUGGUACCAUGGUGCAAAUUAGAAAAGCCUUCAAAAGAAGGAGUCUAUGAACUGGCUACUUUUCAGAUGAAACCUGGUGGACCAGCUCUCUGGGGUGAUGCAUUUAAAAGGGCAGUUCAUACCCAUGUUAAUCUAGGCUACACAAAACUAGUUGGCGUUUUCCACACAGAAUAUGGAGAACUCAACAGAGUUCACGUUCUUUGGUGGAAUGAGAGUGCAGACAGUCGAGCAGCUGGGAGACAUCGGUCUCACGAGGAUCCCAGAGUUGUGGCGGCUGUUCGGGAAAGUGUUAACUUCCUAGAAUCGCAGCAGAAUAUGCUUCUGAUUCCUACAUCAUUUUCACCAUUGAAAUAGUUUUCUACUGAAAUACGAAACAUUUCAUUAACUGCUAUCAGAUGUGUUCUACUAAUGGUGCUUAAAUUCUCCCAAGAGGGUCUCAUUUUUAUUUGAAGGAAGUGGUAUGUUGAUACACUAUGUCCCUUGCAUUUUUGAAAGCUGUAUGUGUCCUUUGUCACCUCCACUUCAGGAAAUAGUUCUGUUCACUUUCCCCAUGGCAUUUCCGUAUCUGUCGUACAUUAAAAAUAUUUGUCACUACUUCAAGAUCUUGACUCUUCAUUUAUUUCAGAAUAUUUGUUCUCUUUUGACAACCCUUUGCUUCAUAGCAUUUUCUUGUAUUCAAAUAAUGUUAAAUUUUCAUGCUUGUGACCAUAUUUUUAAAUUAUUAAUAUGUAUUAUCAAUCUUUUCAAUAUGUCUGUUUUCUGAGUUUUAAGUUUUUCUGUCCAGUAAAGUUUAUUUUGUAACACCAAAUGAGAGUCAUGAAAAUAUUAAACAUAUCUCUUUACUACCGAAAAGUACAUUAUCAUUUGUGUCAUCUAUAUUAACUGUGGUUUUCACAUUAGUUAUUAGUCACUUACUUGGAAAAUAAUGGUAUUAGGUCCUGGUAUUAAAA
Messenger RNA from Propithecus coquereli (Coquerel's sifaka), 1496 nucleotides. RefSeq names its product nipsnap homolog 3A (C. elegans) (gene NIPSNAP3A). Lineage: Eukaryota; Metazoa; Chordata; Mammalia; Primates; Indriidae. The record is from RefSeq and is a predicted model, not a curated record. Gene Ontology annotation, cellular component: mitochondrion. The coding region runs from base 157 to 900 and encodes 247 amino acids. The transcript is spliced from 6 exons.